AUGGCGGCCACUUCUUCCCUUGACCACCUGAGCAACCGCAUGAAGCUGGAAUGGCACUCCAAGCUUAACACCGAGAUGGUGCCGGCCAAGAACUUCCGCCGCACCUCUAUCAUCGGCACCAUUGGUCCCAAGACCAACUCCGUCGAGAAGAUCAACGCCCUCCGCACAGUGGGUCUCAACGUUGUUCGCAUGAACUUCUCCCACGGCUCUUAUGAGUACCACCAAUCUGUGAUCGAUCACGCCCGUGAAGCUGCUCGCGUCCAGACUGGCCGUCCUCUGGCCAUCGCCCUUGACACCAAGGGCCCUGAGAUCCGUACUGGUAACACCGUUGACGAUGCCGACAUCCCCAUCAAGAUUGGCCACGAGCUCAACAUCACCACCGACGAUGCCUACGCCGCCGCCUGUGACGAUAAGAACAUGUACCUUGACUAUAAGAACAUCACCAAGGUGAUCUCCCCCGGCAAGCUCAUCUAUGUUGACGAUGGUAUUCUGUCGUUCGAGGUGAUCGAGGUUGUGGAUGAUAAGACCCUGCGCGUCAAGUGCUUGAACAACGGCAACAUCUCUUCCCGCAAGGGUGUCAACCUGCCCGGUACCGACGUAGACCUGCCCGCUCUCUCUGAGAAGGAUAUCGCCGACCUGAGGUUCGGUGUCAAGAACAACGUUGACAUGGUCUUCGCUUCAUUUAUCCGCCGCGGCAGCGACAUUACUCGCAUUCGUGAGGUCCUCGGCGAGGAGGGCAAGGAGAUCCAGAUCAUUGCCAAGGUUGAGAACCAGCAGGGUGUUAACAACUUCGAUGAGAUCCUCCAGGAGACUGACGGUGUCUUCAUCGCCCAGAAGAUGAUGAUCGCCAAGUGCAACAUCAAGGGCAAGCCCGUUAUCUGUGCCACCCAGAUGCUGGAGUCCAUGACAUACAACCCCCGUCCUACCCGUGCCGAGGUUUCAGACGUUGCCAACGCCGUCCUUGACGGUGCUGACUGUGUCAUGCUGUCGGGUGAGACUGCCAAGGGUAACUACCCUUGCGAGGCCGUCAAGAUGAUGCACGAGACCUGCCUUCUGGCCGAGGUCACCAUCCCCCACUUCCAGAUCUUCGAUGAGCUCCGCAACCUGGCUCCUCGCCCCACUGAGACCUCCGAGUCCAUUGCCAUGGCCGCUGUUAGCGCCAGUCUGGAGCUGAAUGCCGGCGCCAUUGUCGUCCUGACCACCAGUGGUAAAACUGCCCGCCUUCUGUCCAAGUACCGCCCUGUCUGCCCUAUCAUCAUGGUCACUCGUAACGCUACCGCUUCCCGGUACUCUCACCUGUACCGCGGUGUCUGGCCCUUCUACUUCUCUGAGAAGAAGCCCGACUUCAACGUUAAGAUCUGGCAGGAGGAUGUCGACCGCCGUCUUAAGUGGGCCAUUAACCACGGCCUCAAGCUCGGCAUCGUUAACAAGGGCGACCCCAUCGUCUGCGUCCAGGGAUGGCGUGGCGGUAUGGGCCACACCAACACCGUUCGUGUGGUCCCCGCAGAGGAGAACCUUGGUCUCGCCGAAGAGUAA
Molecule: messenger RNA, 1536 nt
Organism: Penicillium waksmanii
Lineage: Eukaryota; Fungi; Ascomycota; Eurotiomycetes; Eurotiales; Aspergillaceae
Product: pyruvate kinase CDC19
Exons: 7
Coding region: 1-1536 (511 amino acids)
Biological process (GO): glycolytic process
Cellular component (GO): cytoplasm
Molecular function (GO): potassium ion binding; pyruvate kinase activity; magnesium ion binding
Source: RefSeq, a predicted model, not a curated record